Symbiodinium pilosum is the source of this 801-nucleotide messenger RNA. The record is from the annotation of a GenBank genome assembly. NCBI's taxonomy places the organism in Eukaryota, Dinophyceae, Suessiales, Symbiodiniaceae.
AUGGCGGCUGUCGCAGCUGCAGAUGUCACCUUUGAGGUGUCUCUCCUGAGCGGUGCUGCUGCCUCGAUUGCUUGUCCUCCAGAUGCGAGUCUGGGUUCCCUGCAGCGGGAGAUCGCUGAGAAGCUGGGCCUCCUCAGAGGUGAUGAGUGGCCGUCCAUGUUCUUCCUGGCAGCAUCUGGCGAGACUGAGCCGCUGCAGGAGUCAGUAGUUGCCAGCGAGCUUGCAGACCGUACCAUUAUAGCAGGAGUGAAUGGUGAGCCCGACUGGUGCUCUGACAAGCAAUUCAAGAAGAGCUGGAUUCAUGGUCGACAUUGUGGUAUGGAGGAAGACUCGGAAGACAUAUUCUUGAAGAUCCACGGAGGUGGCACGUUCAGCUACGAGGCGAAAUAUCACAGCCAUGAUGCUGAGUGCGGCUAUCAGCAUGACAUGACUGUCAAAGCCACCGGCACCUGGCGACUGGCCCUACGAAAGGUGAAAGAUCAGGAGCCUGAAGAGGUUAUUGCUGUCAAUGGGACAGCCACUCGUCGCACCGUGGAUAUCCGCAGCACCACGAGGUAUUAUGAUGACUACACCCCCAGCGAGUCCGCGUCAGAGAGAGACACGGAUGAGGAGAGCAAUGACGAAGAUGAAAAACCACCGAAGGAUCCAUCGCCUCCUCCAAAAAAGGAUCCAUCACCUCCUCCAAAACCUCCACAAAACCGGCACAGUGACAAGACCGUCACAGAGGAGUUCAAACAAUCAUUCUCAAAGGCAGACUUGCUGACACCUGACAAAGGACGCGGAAUCCUGCCCAGUCAUUAA